AUGGCGAACGGCCCUCAUAAUCAAGACAAGACGACAACCUCACCAACAAGAGGUGGAAGUCCUGUGACCUACGAUCAACUCUCAGACGCCUCUCAUGAUCUAGGGCAUGCUUCGGGGAACGACUUGGUCUCGUCUGUGAGCGACAGUCAGCUACUCGCAACUGAGAGUUCUGUUGCCCACCCGGACCCUCAUAACACGACUCGGUAUCAUUGCGUGGCAUCCGGUACUGUGCCCAACAUCGCCCCCGAUGGACCUCCCCAGAACCUGUAUUCCACCUUUGAUGAUAUGGACUUCAACUCGAACCUGGACUGGAUACUCAAAGAUGUCAGUGGUGAAGACAUGCUCAGUCCAGCAGACCUCUUCGGUUUCCAAGAGUGCCCCGAGGGCCAAUUGAAUCUGCCCGUAUCAGCUGCCUCAGCGGCGAUGCUGUCAGCCAGACAUUCUGAUGCAGGAGAUAACGAUCAUGAGGACGUGAACGGGCAUGAUGCCAGCUCCGCUGUGGCACUAGGUGGUCUUCUCACUCCGCAGCCUCAAGAGAUGGGAGACCCCGGAGAUCCAUGGCCACUGGACACACCCAGGCCGACGCAAAGCCAUAUGGCAUUGCCCGCGCUGGGCAACGACAACCAAGAUUUCCGUACCUUCGCCAGGUUCUUCUCAGUAACACCAGUCUGUGAUCGCACAUGGCAUGCUCUUCGAAAAUGCCUCAUGCUCCCGUUCGAACACAACUCGAUUCAAACCCUGAACCUUGACCAUUUCCCCAGCAAGGAGAAACUGGAUCAUUGCAUCGACUUGUAUUUUGCUUACUUCCAUCCGACGCUCGACCUUGUACACCAACCGACCUUUGAUCCCGGUAGAGACCUGGUGCUAACCUUGGCAGUGGUCAGUGUCGGGGCUUGCUACUCUGACCUUCAAGGCGCCAAAGCUUUCUCUAUUGUCCUUUCAGAGCUGGUCCGGAGGCUGCUGAUUUUCGUCGCCGAACAGGACCGCCGAUUUGUUCGCACCGGACCUUAUCUCACGGCUCAGCUCCUGCAGGGCACACACGGCUACUGCACGGGCAGCGAGCGGCUUUUUGAGCUGAGCGAGUCAUGCCGGAGUACAUUGCUCCAUCAAGCGAGAUGUAUGGGUCUGUUUCGCUUCGAAGCACCGGCGCCGAUCCAGAUGGACCAGACACUGGAAGAGAUGUGGCGUGAGUGGAUCGAGGCCGAGAAACUGCGGCGUCUGGGCUGGGUCCUAUACAUGUAUGAUGCUUCGGUAGCGUAUUUGCUGAAUAACAGACCAUUCUUGAGCAUUGGAGACAUCAACCUCAACCUCCCUGCCUCAGCGGAAGAGUGGGCUGCUGAGACUGCACAGGCCUGGUCGGCCCUUCGCCCAACAAGGACAUAUCACACGAGCUUGCCCUUGCGGCCUCUGAUCAGAACGCUCUUCGACGGGACGCCUAACGCUGUCGAAAGGAUUACUGAUGAAGGGCACCGGUUUCUUGUUGUUCUGACGUUGGUCAGAAUGCUGUGGUCGCUGAAAGAGAACCGGUCGUCGCCGUUAAAUGAUCUGAUAAUGCCCGCCCCUUUCGACGACGGUCGGGCUGAUCUCCUACAGGCACUAGAUUCCAUGUCCGUGUCCAUCGUGGCCGCAUCGAGGAGCCAUACCAAGACCGAGAUAGAUCGACUGGUGCAUCGAAUGCGUUUGAUCCACGUUGCUCACAUUUACGGCGCGGGCGACCUCAUGAAUUGGCUUUACCCCUACCUUCGUCACGGGCUGGAAGCCGAGAAUGCGGCUGUUCGCAUGAAGCGAUGGGGCUCCGAAGACUCGCAAAGAACACGAGAAGUCGCCUACCACAGUGCGCAAAUCUUGGGUUUGAUCAGGAACUUCCCAAACUCCAUGCCGUUGGAGUCCUACUUGAUCUUCCAUGCAGGGGUGGUCCUCUCAUGCGUUGCCCCGUUGCUACCUUCAAGUACCCUGUCGAGCCAAAGCAUUCCCUUACAGAUUGACCAGCUCGACCCGGGAGACAACAGUAUUUCCAGAAGACAUCUCCACUGGGUGAAGAAUGGUGGAAAUCAGUGUAUCAGCAUCUUCGGUGUUCGCUCUCUCUGUACCCCGACGAGCAGGCAGGAUAUCCUUGAUCAAACAGCAGCAUUGCUGAAACGUCAAAAAGUCUGGGGUAUAGCACGUAAUCUGGAGAAGGUGGUUCUCUCAUUAAGGGGCCGUGACCGUGAUACAGCCCUAUGA
Fonsecaea erecta is the source of this 2223-nucleotide messenger RNA. RefSeq lists its product as hypothetical. Gene Ontology annotation, molecular function: RNA polymerase II cis-regulatory region sequence-specific DNA binding; DNA-binding transcription factor activity, RNA polymerase II-specific; zinc ion binding. Lineage: Eukaryota; Fungi; Ascomycota; Eurotiomycetes; Chaetothyriales; Herpotrichiellaceae. Bases 1 to 2223 code for a protein of 740 amino acids. Gene Ontology annotation, cellular component: chromatin. Gene Ontology annotation, biological process: DNA-templated transcription; regulation of transcription by RNA polymerase II. The record is from RefSeq and is a predicted model, not a curated record. The transcript is spliced from 2 exons.